Molecule: messenger RNA, 1356 nt
Organism: Peronospora farinosa
Lineage: Eukaryota; Oomycota; Peronosporomycetes; Peronosporales; Peronosporaceae
Source: the annotation of a GenBank genome assembly
AUGACGACGGACUCUAGUGUCCACUGUGUCAUCUAUGGACGACAGGACGACGUCGAAUUGGCCGAGGUGUUGAAGUUCUUACGCGGCUUUAGUGUCCUCUAUGGCUCCGGUCUAGUGCUGCAUAGUGAGACUCGUGUCAAUGCUGCAGAAGUGGACGCGCUGGCCGCGCACGAGCUCGAGAAGAAUUUAAUCCAAGUGAAUCAACAGAAAUCAGGCGAACUUUUUGCCCGCAUUUCAAUGGACCAAAAGGAGUUUAUUGUCUUUGGCAAGACGGCAUUGCUGCAGUGGAUGAAACAGCAGCUGCUUGAAUCUCGUUAUUCAUCCACCACUCUCUCUCCAAUCGUCCAAGAAGGAUCGCCAUUGCGGAUAUUUGUCAGUGGAGAUCGAGCUCAGGUGGGCAAGUCUACAGUGUGUUUAGGGCUGGUGGGUGCGUUGCUACGCAGUGGCUAUGCGGCAAGUGACAUUGCAUAUAUUAAACCGGCCACGCAAUGCGAGAAGCCGCAGUUGGUGACCAAAUUCUGUCGUCAGCAGGGUAUCACCUGUUGUGAUGUGGGGCCGAUUUUAUUCUAUAGAGGAUUCACGAGGGAGUUUCUAAAGGGUGAAACGGAGACCUCGGCGGAGUUGCUGGAGAAAGCUAAGAUGAAGGUGGAAGAAGUCGGGAGAGGGAAGAAGGUCGUGGUAGUGGAUGGGGUGGGGUACCCUGCAGUUGGAUCCAUUUGUGGAGUGUCAAAUGCUGACAUAGCUAAGAAAUUGGAGGCACCGGUGGUUCUGGUUGGUAAAAAGGGUGUGGGUGAUGCAGUGGAUUCGUUCUCUUUGAACGCGACGUUCUUUGAGAGCCAUGGUGUCAAGGUGCUGGGUGGCAUCUUUAAUCGACUGCCCAAUGAUGGGUAUUAUAGUUUAGAGCACUGCAAAGAUAAUGUGACGGCGUAUUUUAAGCAGUUUCAGCCGGAGAAGAGCGUCUAUGGAUUUCUUCCUGAGCUGACAGGCGGUGGACAUAGCGCCUUCAUUGCUGAAGAGGCCGAGGACCGGAAUGAGUCUAUGGCUGGCGUGUUUCUGACUAUGGAUGAGGAUGAACUGGCUCAUAAGGUCGUUGACGCAUUCGUUCGAAGCAUUGAUUUGACAAAGUUACUUGCAGACGCGGAAGCAGCUCAAACGAAAGGCAAGAUUAAGUCGGCAAGCACCAAUAAAGCAACGUCUGAUGCCACCAAGCUAAAACAGCAGGCGAAGAAACUGAAGCGUGCACGCCAGUUUGAAAUUCCUGCAUCGUUCGAGACUGUGGAGCUUCCUUCAUUCGACACGCUUGCGGCAGCUACGUCUAUUAGCACUGUCGAGAUGCCUUUGUCGACGGGACAGUAG